Salvia splendens (bonfire salvia) is the source of this 903-nucleotide messenger RNA. RefSeq lists its product as uncharacterized. The record is from RefSeq and is a predicted model, not a curated record. The coding region runs from base 1 to 903 and encodes 300 amino acids. NCBI's taxonomy places the organism in Eukaryota, Viridiplantae, Streptophyta, Magnoliopsida, Lamiales, Lamiaceae. The transcript has a single exon.
AUGGUUUUGGCCAUUAUUGAACCUCUGAUAAAGCCGAAGCCGGAUUUCUUUAGCAGGAUCUUUGGUCUUCAAUUCAAGGGAUGCAACUGCAAUGGGCAGAUUUGGAUUUUUGUGGCUGAAGGAAUGGAAGUUGAUAGGUGGGAUGAUUCAGAGCAGAUCUUGCAUGCUCGGUUCAUUACUUCUAUGAUACCUGUCCCUUUCUUUGAUUCGGUGGCUUACGGGAAAUGCUCUAGAAAAGGAAGAAUUGGGAUGUGGAGCAAGCUCAGAAAGCUUGCUGCGAAGCUGGAUGGUCAGCCUUGGUUGGUGGGGGGCGAUUUUAACAUUUUUGUUUCUGAAGAGGAAAGACAAGGAGGUAAUAAGAAGAGAACUAGGGAGAUGAUGGAGUUUGUGGAAACCAUCAGUGACUGCCAGCUAUUGGAUGUAGGGGCUGAUGGACCUAAGUUCACAUGGGCGAGGGGAGAUACCUUUGAGAGGUUGGACAUAGUGCUUAUUGGAGAAGGCUGGGCAAAUGUGUUUGAAGCAACAAGAGUUACCAAUCUUCCAAGAAUUCUGUCAGAUCAUUGCCCUCUUUUGAUAGUGAGCCGAGUCCCUGGCCCGAGAAUUAGGCCAUCCUUUCGCUUUCAGAGUAUGUGGGUAAGGCAUCAUUUGUUUUUGCAAGAGGUGGAAAGAUGUUGGAAGGAGGAUACUGGCACAAGGGGAAUGACAAUUGUGCAACUUAAGCUGAGCCGGCUUAAAAGAAGCUUGAAAAUCUGGAAUCGUGUUAUUUUUGGGGAUAUCUUUGAGAGGUUGAAGAAAGCUGAAACAGAGGCCAAGGAGGCUUUAGAAACUUAUGAGAAGGAGCCUUCUCCUUCGCUGAGGUCUGAGAUGAAUAGAACCACGGCAGAGUAUCUGUUAAGGCUGUGA